UGAAAAGAUGGUGCUUUUAGGGGGUGUAACUGGCUGGGGCAUGUUUGUUUGGCCGCCACAAGCGGGCUAAAUUAGCUAGAUGAGCGGGGCGGACUUAUCUUCCGCAAAAACGAACGACAGAAAUGCAGACUUGUACGCGGCAACUGUCCUGUUCAUUUCAAUCAGUUCACCAGGACAAAACAUUUGGCUAAAGGAAAUGUGAAGAAGGUUUAAAGUAUGGCAUGCAAAGAUGGUCUCUGUAAAAACGGAGAUGGUCAUUGCGAUACCCCUCAGUUGUAUUUACACACUCUUUUACUUGAUCUGCAUGACUGUCUGCAACAAGCGGUGGUUAGUCUUUUAUAAGACACUGUGCUUUAUCCCGCACCUUCUUUGGAUCGUAAGCGGAGCCUCUGCACAGACAAUAAACGAAGAGAAAUUGUAUCCUGAAAAAUUCACACGUAUUUUAGACCGACUUUUGGAUGGCUAUGACAACAGGCUGCGACCCGGAUUUGGAGGUCCAGUGACAGAAGUUAAAACAGAUAUAUAUGUAACCAGCUUUGGUCCUGUUUCAGAUGUUGAAAUGGAAUACACUAUGGAUGUGUUUUUCCGCCAGACGUGGGUGGAUCGCAGGCUAAGCUUUGAGGGUCCCAUGGAGAUCCUCCGGCUUAACAACCUCAUGGUCACCAAGGUGUGGACCCCAGACACCUUCUUCCGCAAUGGCAAGAGAUCUGUCGCCCACAACAUGACCGCCCCCAACAAGCUUUUCCGCAUCAUGAAAAAUGGCACAAUCUUGUACACCAUGAGACUAACGAUCAGAGCAGAGUGUCCAAUGAGGCUGGUGGAUUUCCCAAUGGAUGGACAUGCCUGCCCUCUAAAGUUUGGAAGUUAUGCAUAUCCCAGAACAGAGGUGAUCUACACCUGGACUAAAGGACCAAGACAUUCAGUUGAAGUACCGUCUGAGUCCUCCAGCCUGCUUCAGUAUGAUCUCGUUGGACAGACGGUCUCCAGUGAGACUGUAAAAUCGAUUACAGGGGAAUAUGUUGUCAUGUCAGUGUAUUUUCACCUCAAGAGGAAAGUGGGAUACUUCAUGAUUCAGACAUACAUCCCAUGCAUCAUGACAGUGAUCCUCUCCCAAGUGUCCUUCUGGAUAAACAAGGAAUCGGUUCCUGCAAGGACUAUUUUCGGGAUCACCACGGUGCUGACCAUGACCACGCUAAGCAUCAGUGCCCGUCACUCGCUGCCCAAGGUCUCCUACGCCACGGCCAUGGACUGGUUCAUUGCCGUCUGUUUCGCCUUUGUCUUCUCCGCCCUUAUUGAAUUCGCUGCCGUCAACUAUUUCACCAACGUACGGACAGAGGCUGCCCGGAUGAGGUCGGCCAGGAUCCCCUGCCCGGGCGAUGCCAGAGAUGCUGAAGAGGUGUUACAUGAGAACGAUGUACACAGCAGCCUGAGAAAGAGGGUGAAUUAUAUGAGCCAGGCGGCUUCAGGAAGCUUCCGAAGAUCUGAUUCAGGCAGCAGUCUCAAGGUUAUGGGAGGCGGAGCCUCUGCAGCGGCCCGGGCUCCAUCACCACCCACUGCACUGUACCCUUCCAGCCUAUCAGAAUCCAGUCCCAACCCAUUCAGCCAAUUAAAUGCAUCACAGAUGCUGGCCCCCUGGAGCGCACCUGUAGCCCUAACUUCAAACGUAUGUACGGGCUCCCCUCCCCUCCAGAAAGUCAAGUCAGAGCCUGUGCAGGUGAUAGGGGUCAAGACAGACUCCAAACGGACUACACAUAUGUCCCUGCUGUCGGCAACCUCCUCAUCUUCACCCAGUUCAGACGCAACCAGCAAAAUCGACAAAUAUGCGCGCAUCCUAUUCCCGGUCUCAUUCGGAGCAUUUAACAUGGUUUACUGGGUGGUUUACUUGUCUAAGGACACAAUGGAAACUAGAGAUGGGUAGCCGGAUAGUAUCUUUGCUUUUACACCACUGGCAAAACAAAAUAGAACAAAUAAUAGUGCGAUUAUCAGACAUUCGCUAACUACAGUUACAAAUCAAUUACCUCAGCUAUCGCCCACGUUGUUUGUGGUCUCCUUUAGCAUAAGUGUAUCUGAUAUGUAUUGCCUUGUAUUAAUUGACGCAAGUUUUCUAUUUUCACCACCUUAGCUGGGUAACUGUGGUAAGUAGCUACAUGUGCUUCAGCAGUAAGAAGUAGCUUUAUAUGGAAAUUGUCACCCGGUUGUUCGUAAUCAGUGCAUUUGUAAUCCGUUAUUAUUGUUACCUCGAUUUUUUAGGAUAUACAAUAGCUGGUCAUUUAAUCAAUGACUUUUGGAGGAUAAUAUAUAAUAAAUUUUAUGUAUUUUU
Messenger RNA from Brienomyrus brachyistius, 2320 nucleotides. RefSeq names its product gamma-aminobutyric acid receptor subunit alpha-4-like. Gene Ontology annotation, biological process: synaptic transmission, GABAergic; gamma-aminobutyric acid signaling pathway; signal transduction. Gene Ontology annotation, molecular function: transmitter-gated monoatomic ion channel activity involved in regulation of postsynaptic membrane potential; inhibitory extracellular ligand-gated monoatomic ion channel activity; GABA-gated chloride ion channel activity. NCBI's taxonomy places the organism in Eukaryota, Metazoa, Chordata, Actinopteri, Osteoglossiformes, Mormyridae. Bases 230 to 1918 code for a protein of 562 amino acids. The record is from RefSeq and is a predicted model, not a curated record. Gene Ontology annotation, cellular component: synapse; dendrite membrane; GABA-A receptor complex. The transcript is spliced from 9 exons.